UUGAAUAGUUAUUUGAAUGGUAUAGCUAGUUCGUCGAAUGUUGAUCGUUUUCGGACGUUGAACCGACACUUGCAGACAUCCAAAGGUCUGUACCAAAGUGAGGCGGGUGCAAGUGCCGAAGACCCCCAAGAAGAGGUGGUGAAUGUGGUGUACAUAGAUAGAUCAGGACAGAGGAUUCCAGUGAAGGCUAAAGUGGGAGACAAUGCAAUGUACCUGGCCCAUAGGCACAACAUUGAACUGGAAGGAGCGUGUGAGGCAUCACUAGCUUGCUCAACGUGCCACGUGUAUGUGAACAGAGACCAUGUCGACAAGCUGCCAGAGCCUGACGAAAGAGAGGAUGACAUGCUGGACAUGGCCCCAGCGCUACAGGAGAACUCCAGACUUGGCUGUCAGAUCAUCCUCACCCAGGAGCUGGAGGGCAUCGAGCUUACCCUGCCUAAGGUCACCAGGAACUUCUACGUGGACGGCCAUGUUCCCAAACCACACUGAGGACACUACACUCCACACUAGCACCCUACUUAGUGUGAAGCAACGUAUUGGGCAUGCAUUCUAAGUAGUAUGCUAGUAUGGAUGUUGGAACACGGCCCCUCAGGACUGAGUCGUAAGAGAGAGAGUCGCUUGAAGGUUCCCUCCCAAGUCAAGAAUGCUCUUACAUAUCCACAUGACUGUGACCGAAGAAUAAGCUAUAUACCAGUCACUGGCUGCAUUUAGACAACGCCCCUGAUGGGAUUGGUCAAAAGACCAAUUAGUGGAAAAAAUAUCAGAAUUGGGCUGCCUGUGUAAACGCAGCCUCUGAAGUGUGUUGUAUAUGGCUCACACUGAAAGUAAUGCUGAUUGUGGAAGAGUUAGAUGGUUUUCAGCAUUCAUGUAUAAAUAUGUCAUGUGUAUAGAAGAGUUCUCAGGCCAAGAUUGAGAUGUCUAUCAAACCGUUCAAUGUCACACAGUUCUUUGUUUCAUAGUAACCUGAGUCAGCAUUUCAGAAAGGCCUGUUGUCAUUGCUACGCAAAUAACUUUGUGUCCUUGAAUAGAACAUUCCAUGUUACAACUCAUUUACAAAGGUCAACAUACACACAUCUCAGGUGGAGCUUCCAAAUAGUCUCUACAAUAAGAGCAUUCGCAUACAGCUAAUGAACAGGAUGUUAUGUGUACGUAUACAUGGCUUUCACCAUUAUAUCUACUUUGGGCCAGUUUCUAGGAAUUUUACUGUUGUGGGUGUGUGGUGACUAGUCAAGACCGUAACAAGCCCAUCCACAACACUGAAAGCCCUUUCCCUACAUCAAGCCUGUCAGGAAUCAUUAACCGUCUCUGAUGUAGCACUUUUGCAGUGUGUUUUGUAAGCAGAGGGCAGCUUGAGAUCGAUUGGAAUGGAAAGGGUUGAAUCUGUUAGAUAACUAAUGAUGCCAAGGAGAUACUUGGACUGCAUUCACACAGGCAGCCUCAUUUUGAUAUUUUUUUCCAAUCACAGAUCUUUGCACAUCAAAGCUGAUCUGAUUGGUCAAAAUGCAGCCUAAACCACUUGAAACUGACAGAUGCAUUUUGUCCAAUUCCCAAGUUGUUUCUGUCCAUCCAUACCCAGUAAUGAUUUGCCUUGUCAAUUCACCGUUAGUAGUCUCAACUGUCCAUCAAAAAACACCUGUAUCCAGUAUUAGUUGGCUCCUUUACAAACCUGGAAUGCUUUCACUUGUACUGUAAUUAAUGUGUCUGUCAUACGCACAAGACGUGUAGGUGUAUUAUGUAUAUAUGGUAUAUCUCAAAUUUGCAAGUCUAUUUUAGAUUUGUGCAAUAAAAAUACCAAAAGUU
This is a messenger RNA of Oncorhynchus gorbuscha (pink salmon), 1800 nucleotides long. It is a transcript of the gene fdx2, whose product is annotated as ferredoxin 2. Gene Ontology annotation, cellular component: mitochondrion. The coding region runs from base 208 to 489 and encodes 93 amino acids. Gene Ontology annotation, biological process: positive regulation of oxidoreductase activity; P450-containing electron transport chain. The record is from RefSeq and is a predicted model, not a curated record. Lineage: Eukaryota; Metazoa; Chordata; Actinopteri; Salmoniformes; Salmonidae. Gene Ontology annotation, molecular function: 2 iron, 2 sulfur cluster binding. The transcript has 6 exons.